GUCAUGUCAAAGACCAAUCAUAACUUAGAAAAAGUUAGACUGAUUCAAUUUUAUUUUCUAGAAAAACAAAACCGAUACGAUGCGCUAUAAAUAAAAAAUAAUAGUGUACUCUUCAUAGAAUUAGUGCUUUAGGAGAUAUUGCAGUAAUCAAUUUUCUUUCGCGUAGGUUCCAAAAUGCAUGUUUAGAUUAUACAAGUUAUUCUAAACGAGCAAAGAAAAAAAUAACAAAGGCUUCCAAAAACAUGUUAUGAAUGAACACAUAAAAAAUUCUUUGCUUCAUACUCAAGUUACAAGAAACAUGAAUGCAGGAAAUAUAUUUUACAUGCCACUAACUUCUUUUGCUGAAAUGUGGUACCAGAUAUUCUUGUGGGCAUUAUUUUCUUCUGUAUUUGUUCAUAUGAUAGCUGGUACAAUUUGUUUUGCCACUUUACGACAACAUAAAUAUGGAAAGUUUUUUCCGCUUCUUAUAAUAAUAAUGGGUAUAUUGCUACCAUUAACAUCAGGCGUAUUAAGUUCUGCUGCUGUUGCAUUUGUUUACCGAGCAUCAAGUCAUCAAAUGCCACCAUUAUAUGCAUUAGUAUGGGGGAUUGGACAGACAUUUGUUGCUGCUUGUGUUGGAUUCACUAGAAUCUUGGCAACUUUAUAAUAUAAAAUAUAAUUAGAUAGUAACAAAGGAUAAAAAUAACUGACGUAAUUGUGAAUCAAUUUUUAAUAUAUAAUUACAAUCUGUAUAAAUACGUAGCACAAAUUUAUAUUAUUAUGCGCUUCAGAUUUUUAUGUUUUUAUAUGAAUAUUAAUAUUAUCAGGAAUCACUUUUAUUUUUUCCAAUUUGUUUUUCAAUGCUUCUUGUGCUUCCAUUUUUUCAAUAUUUUCAGUAGAUGAUAUGCUACUUCUUACUAAAUCUGCAAAAUAAUGCGGUAAUUUUGUUAUAAAUAUUUAAACAUUAUGCUACCAACAUGUGUAUAAUUUUAAUUAAUGUACUGUCCAUAAAAUCUUAGAAUAAAAUUGUUAAUGUUAUGAUGAUACCCAAAUAUACUUUACUAUACUACUAUAUUACACAUAUAAAGCAUAGAUUUUUUAUAAAUUUAGAUAUUAAUACUGUAAAUACACACCACAGUAUUUGUUCAAUAAUUCUGCAGUUUCAGGUAUUAUAUACGACUGAAGAAAAGACAAAACCAUUGAAACAUGUCUUCCGGACAUAUGUAUAAUAUUUUGUGUUGCUGCUGUAAAAAGUAAACUUGUCACCAAAUUUAAUGCUAAUGCUGAAUCUUGUGUUAUUUUCAAUUCUUUUAAUAAAGCUUCUUUAUGAGUAAAAA
Molecule: messenger RNA, 1316 nt
Organism: Vespula pensylvanica (western yellowjacket)
Lineage: Eukaryota; Metazoa; Arthropoda; Insecta; Hymenoptera; Vespidae
Product: transmembrane protein 170A
Exons: 4
Coding region: 248-646 (132 amino acids)
Source: RefSeq, a predicted model, not a curated record